Molecule: messenger RNA, 3018 nt
Organism: Chara braunii
Lineage: Eukaryota; Viridiplantae; Streptophyta; Charophyceae; Charales; Characeae
Source: the annotation of a GenBank genome assembly
AGCAGCAACCACUCGGAUAAUAAUAUAAAGUCCUCGAUUUCGUCUUUCGUGCAUGUGGUGCGGUAGUGUCCUUCUCUCUUGCAUUUCUUCCUCUCUUCCUCUCUUCCUCUCUUCCUGUCUCCCGUUCUCUCAUCAUUCUCGUUGUCAUGGUCGCUGUCAUUCUUAUCUGAGGUGUGGAUGUGUACGUUGACCUCCGUGUCUGUGUUAGUUUGACGACGUGGAACUGUGUGCGCACGCUUGCCAUCGCAUCGCUCAGCCUGAGGGUGCACUGCGGAAGCAUGCUGCCUAGGAUGCUAGUAGCAACAGGCGCGGUUGGGCGGGGCAGCGGGGCAAUUUGUCGAAUUCCGACGGCGCUCGGCGCGCAGAGGACGUCGAACCACGUGUCAACAGCCUGCGCGGCAGACUCCGAAAACGGUGCAAGAAGGACGUCUACAGAUCGGGAUUGCAUUCAGUCUGAGGGGCUCCACGGCGCUAUCGCGACGUCAGCGCACGUGGCACUGCUGAGCGCAGUUCCUCCUCCUCCUCGGUGUCCGCCGCCGCCAACUUCACCGCAGCGGCGCAAGGCGCAGAGCCACGUCCGCGCGUCGGUCGCACGCGCCUGGCUAUGGUCGUCGUCUUCCAGCGGCGGUGUCCAGCAGUUGACCGGAAGUGAGCGCAGUCGGUUUGACCGCGCAGGUCAUCUCCUGGGCUCGUCUUGCACCGCGAGUGCUACGCUCAUCUUCGGGCCAGCGGCUGCGGCAUGGUGCUGUCGGGAUACGAGACGAACACAUUUCCCACGCACUUUCAUCGUCGGAACAGGUGGACAUCUGCUGGUGUUGGGAUCUGAGACGAGGAGCUUCGCCGCCUCUUCUUGUUCAUCUUCUUCUUCUUCGUCUUCGUCUUCUUCGUUCGUCAACGCGUUGACUUCGGCAUUCUCGGAUUCCGCUGGUGGACGGGCGGCGCCGUGUCCACGUGGCGGGCGCUCGUGGAGUUUCUGGCGCUUGAUUGGAUCGGCAAAAGUCGAGCAUCAGGGCCGGGAUCCCAACAAGAAGAGAGUCAAAGCGGGCGGCGGGAAAGGUCCAGCGGAAUCCGAGGAAGUCAAAGUCAACGCGUACGGCGGGAGCGGUUCUGGACAACCCGAGGACGUCAACGUCGAAGGCGACAGGUGUGUAGAUCUGGGAUUUGCCGAGGCGGCUGAGCGUGUUCACUCAUUAGACGUCGCGAUCCCGAGGGAAGAGGAGGUGGCAGCCCGGCUUGAGGAAUCGAGGCCUCCGCGUGGGGUCGGGACUUGGACAAGCGAAGAAGAGUGGACGGUCGCAAGGGAAGCGUUGGUGAGUGAGCUCGACGGGGCGAAGGCUCCGCGUGACGAAGGGAUCGGGACAAGAAACGAAGAACAGUCGAGAGAAGGGGAGGGAGCGGAAGGCGGGAAGGAAGAGGAGAAGGAGGAGGAGGAGGACGGAGGGGGGAGGGAGGGGCCUGUGGCUGGUGUGAGGUACGACCUUGAGCAGUUCGUUCAGGUCGGAGGUGAGGUCGUUGAGGAGGUACAGGAGGUCAUUGCUUUCGAGAUCCCGGCCGGGGGAGAUAUGACGGACCAGCAGCAGCACCAGCAGCAGCAGGAGGAGGAGGGGGGUAAGAGCAGCCAUCGCCAGGCAUUCGAGGACGAUAUGAGCGAGGCGUACGGCGAAGCGUACGCGACAAGGUCCGCUGACGAAGGGUUUGGAGAGAGGUAUAGCGAGGCUGUGCUUUCGGGAUCGGUGGAGCAUCGGGACGUCCCGAUGAAGAAGGAGGAGCCUCCUCUAGAUCUCGGACGUAUAAUGACUGAUGACCGCGCGGGUCGGGAUCGGGACGCCAGGCCGAUGAAGAAGGAGGAGCCUCCGCUAGAUCUCGGAGCUAUGACGACCGAGCACACGGAGAUCCUUGAGAGCGCUAGCAAGGACAUUAUGGGGGAGGAGGGCGGCGACGCGGCGGGCAUGGGGGUGUCGUCCGCAGAGAUUCCGCGGUCGCAAUCGGGACCUGAAAAGAGCGGGCCUGGCGAUCAGCAAGCCCCAGGAGGAGAGGGAGGCGGUGUGCCUCCAAGUGAACAGGGCAGAGAAGUCGCUCAAAAGGAGGUAGGAAGGAACAUGCCACCGGAGUGUGCGUUCGUCGGUCCAACAACUGACGUGAAGGGAUGUGCUGUCAUGGAGUGUGUGUGCGCACAAUGGAACAUGCACCUGGCAGACUUGCAUGCCCCCGUGCACGGCAUGAAUGGACGCGGCGCGUGUGGGUUAGGCCGUCGGCUUGCACGGGUCUAUGACACGUGUCAUGUUCUGGUACGCUUUGGGAUGGUACCGGAGGACGUAGAAUCAGAUCCGAAAUGUGACGUGACGUGUCCUGCAUAGCUGUCAUGGAGUGUGUGUGCGCACAAUGGAACAUGCACCUGGCAGACUUGCAUGCCCACGUGCACGACAUGAAUGGACGCGGCGCGUGUGGGGUAGGGGACCUGAUCUAAUAAGAAGAAGGGCAAGAAGGUUAUGAUUGGUCGUGAACGAGAGUGGGGAGGCAAUGUUGGGUAGGAGGAGAGGAGAAGGCGGAACUGUAAUGACGUCGAGGAGCAUGGGAAUGUGGAGGUGAGUGGGUGUUCCUCGACAUCACGGAUAUUAUCUGUAAUGACGUGGAGCAUGGGAUGUGGAGGUGAUUGGGUGUUCCUCGACAGCACGGAUAUUGAUUCGAAGUAACUUUUGUCGGCGUUUUUUGGUUAAGUAGAUCAUGCGUAGUACCUGUUCUGAUCAGUGUCAUAUGUGAUGGAUUCCGUGGUCCAUCGGGCCACAUUGAAAAAAAGAAAAAAAAGCAUGCGAUGUGGAGGUGAUUGGGAUGUGGAGGUGAUUGGGUGUUCAUCGACAUCACGGAUAUUGAUUGGACGAAACUUUUGUCGGCGUUUUUUGGUUAAGUAGAUCAUGCGUAGUACCUGUUCUGAUCAGUGUCAUAUCUGAUGGAUUCCGUGGUCCAUCGGGCCACAUUGAAAAAUAAAAAAAUAAAAAAAAAUAAAGUCAAUUGGAUUCG